AUGGCUUCCGGCUCAAUAUUCACAUUCGAUACGGACCCCCAACGGGUCUCAUCCCCAUGGCUGGCUCCUGAAGACCCUGGGAGGAGGUUCAACUCUGACAACGGACAAGUCCAGCCGGGGCACCUCUCAGACUACGGCGUCACCAAGUUGGAGGCAGAGCCGCAAGAAGGUCCCACUGAAUACAAACUUCACCUCUUAUUGCGACCAAGACGGACGUAUACCGCUAUGAGCACCAUCUCUUCCACCCAUAACUCCAGAAUUCCCGCCAGCCGCUCAAAGAUUGCAACUGCAGCCCUAUCAGCCUCCAGUCAGAGUCGACAAGUCCGCCUACAACAACUGACUACGCAAUUGCUCUGGAGGCUCCAGCAAUCAUGUGCCUACCAUGCUCUGAAUCCCAAAGACCUCAUUAUACCAAAAUUGCCUGAUGAUACGGACGACUUAAGUCAGGCGAUGACACCACAGAAACCUCUCCCCGGCUUGGAAGAAUCACGUGGAGCGUUGUAUGAGAUUGGUGUUGCUGAUGACGGGACUCUGGUGGGGCUGACCAAAGACGAAAUGGAUGAGAGCAUCACGACACUCAAGGUCAUGGCAGCCACGCUGGGCUGCCGCGUCGAAAUCUUACGCCACGUAAUUGUUGGCGAGUGCGAGUGGCUAGAGACGUCCGAGUUGGUGGAUAGCGGGGCAACUCAACCUGCCCAAACUGCUCGACAGGCAAGACUCUGGGUCGUGGAGGCUCUCGUUACUCCCGACUACUCAAUGAAGAACGGGCACGCAGGUGGCUCGACAGAGGGGUGUCGCGAAGUGAAAGAACCGCCAAGGGCUACCGAGUCUAUUGUGCAACCAAGUAGAGGGCGCUCUACUACGGAUCAGCUAAGGAUAACGCUCACUGGACCAACAACGUCUGGAAAAUCUACUUUGCUGGGUACUUUGUCCACGGGAACCGUCGACAACGGCCGAGGGAAAAGCCGGGUCAGUCUCUUCAAACAUCGGCACGAGGUGGCGUCUGGGCUCACUAGCUCAGUAGCACAGGAGCUUGUCGGGUACAAGGACCGCGCCAUAUUCAACUAUUCGCAAGAUCACGUCGAAUCGUGGAUUGAUAUACACGACAGUGUUGAGAAUGGUCGCCUGGUUUUUGUUUCCGAUUCCGCCGGCCAUCCCCGUUACCGCCGGACCAUCCUCCGAGGUCUGUUCGGCUGGGCUCCACAGUGGACUGUUCUUUGUCUGGCGGCAGACGACGCGGAUGCGAGUUCAACAAAAGACGGAGCGAGUUCCACCGCCAAUGACGUUCUUGGAGUCGCAGGGGCUGGCGUUGAUCUUGCCAAAGCUCAUCUGGAGUUGUGCCUGAAAUUGAAGACUCCUCUGGCCAUCGUCAUCACCAAAAUGGACCUUGCAACCAAAACCAGUCUGCAUCGAAUUCUUGGACAGCUCUUGACAGACGUCAAAGCAGUGGGAAGAGCCCCUAAGAUCCUCCAGCCAGCUCAAGGCGCUCAAGGCAGCGUUCAGGGAUGGACAGCUGUUCCUUCAGCAGACGUCGACAAGGUGAAGGCUGUCACAACAGAGAUGGAGCGGGAUGGAGACCUCCUCAAAAUUGUUCCAAUAAUCCUGACCAGUGCUGUCAGCGGUGCUGGUAUUGGGAUGACACAUGCCCUCUUGGAGAACCUUCCCCUGCCACCAAUCCCUACUGCCAACGAUUAUGUCGGGAUGGCAUUGAAUCCCGAACAGCCGUCGUGCUUGUUCCAUAUUGAUGACACUUUCAGCCUUCCUGCGUCCUACGCUUCUCUUGCUGAGAACCCCAACCAGAAUGACAUGGGAACGGUGGUAUCCGGAUACCUACGUUUUGGUCAGCUUUCGGUCGGAGACAGCAUCAUUGUUGGACCAUUUCCCUCCGGUGAGGAUGACUUCAAAGGCAUGACGCCGGAGGACCGGGCUUCUCCUGGCAAUUACGGGCUGUCAAUAUCACACCCCUCGUCGGCAGAACUUGCUAAAAUUGCAAUUCGCAAUACAGUGGCAGCCUCCACAAUCCAAGGAGAAUGGCACAGCGCCAAAAUCGUCAGCAUACGUAAUUUGCGGCUCCCCGUAAACACACUAGAAGCUGGUCAAGUCGGCACUAUUGGAAUCGUCCUGGAAAUUCCUCAAGAGAAAUCGGCAGAAGCGGCCUUCGAGGCACCGUUGGCAGCUCCUCGAAUCCGGAAAGGCAUGGUCCUGGCCAUCCCAUCCAAACACAUGGCUGACACCGGCAUGUCCCUUCAAGCAGCUAGUGGACUUACGGUGUCAUUCAGAGAUCCCAACACUGCAUCGCUGGCGUACGGGUCUCUCGUUAAUGUUUACGUCGGCAGCGUUCGGGCGGCUGCCCGAGUCAAGGGUGUUUCCAGACUUCCUUCAAAGAAUGACUUGAACAAAGUCAAGCCCGAAGAAACUGAAGAUAUCUUCGACAUGAACGAACAUGAUGAAUCAGCCCCUACCCAUGAUCUUGAGUUUUCGGGGGGCGUUCAGGUUACAUUGGAGCUGCUAACCAGUCGAGAAUGGGUCGAGAUGGGCUCUCAAAUCCUUGUGCUGGAGGGAGGCCGCAACGAUAGGUCCGGUCUAGAGGGCUUCGUGGGAACUGUCGUCGAGAUUAUGGAUUGA
Molecule: messenger RNA, 2625 nt
Organism: Colletotrichum phormii
Lineage: Eukaryota; Fungi; Ascomycota; Sordariomycetes; Glomerellales; Glomerellaceae
Product: GTP-binding protein
Exons: 1
Coding region: 1-2625 (874 amino acids)
Biological process (GO): translational elongation
Molecular function (GO): translation elongation factor activity; GTPase activity; GTP binding
Source: RefSeq, a predicted model, not a curated record